UUUCUUUACAUUUACAUAUAUAUGUUAAAAGUCAGAUUGAGUUAAUAUGUACUUUCAUACAAUUCUGUAUAUAGAAUACAUAAAUACAUAAAAUUGACUGGAUACAUUCAUAGCAUGAACUAUUCUCAAAAGUCGUCUAUGAUUCACGGUCCAAUUUUAAAUGUUGUCAUUCAAAAAUAAGAUUUGAUUACAAUACAGUUUCGUCUGAACUGAUUUCAAAUUACAUGGAAAAUAUUAUUUUAAAUAAAAGAUUUUAGUGGACAAGUUGAAUGUUGUCAUUACUGUAUAAUGUGAUCUAUUGAAAUGUAUCGCGCAAAUGUAAGCACAGAAAUUGCUUCAGCAUUCGAAUAGAUAUGUACUUAUUUCUGAAUGCAUCUUAAUGAGUUUUAUGUAAUCAAAAUGGACAACCUCAAAGGGUAAAUGCCGAGCCACUUCAUCAAAAUAGAGUCAACGAAAGACAGCCUGCACCUGUGAAUAUUCCAAUGACAGUCUACGAGCAAUUUAGAGAAUCGUGGCUUACUGCUAUCAUUGGGCUCAUUAUGUUUGCAACUGGCAUGUGUCUUUUAUUUUGGAAUGAGGGAAGAGCAGUGAAAGUAGCACAUUCUUUAGAUGAAGCUUUGCGUAAUGUAGCAGUACUUCCAAAUACAAUAAAAUUAUUACCUGAAUACGAAGGUCGUUUAAUACAUUUAUCGGGUCCUUUAAAAAUAUCAGAACCAUUAACUGAACCUGACUAUGGAGUAAUUGUAUCAAGUGUAAAAUUAAAGCGAAGAGUCCAAAUGUACCAGUGGGUUGAAAUAGAAGAAGAACGAAGUUUUGGCGAAGUAACAGAAGAACAAAAGCAUUAUUAUUAUACAACAGAAUGGAAAGAUAAACUGAUUGAUUCUGAUCAAUUUUAUAUUAGACCUGGUCAUACAAAUCCAAAAGAAAUACCUAUUAAAAGUCAAAUACAAAUUGCAGAUGAAGUUAGAAUUGGUGCAUUUAUUCUUGGAACUGAAUUAAAAAAAAAGUUCAAUGACUUUAUAGAAGUUACCAGUGAUGAAAGACCAGAACGUAAAGAUAUUAAAAUGCAUUCUGGUUUAUAUUAUCAUAGUUCCGAUUUAUGGAAUCCUCAGGUGGGAGAUAUACGUAUACAAUUCUCCUAUGCAGGAAAAGCAGGAGAAAUUUUUUCCAUAGUUGGUAUGUUACAAAAGGGAACUAUUGUACCAUACGUUACAUCACACGGUGAAGAAAUUUUACUUCAGAGAAAACACAAAAUGACAGUAGAUCAAAUGUUUCAUUUAGAACAUGUACACAAUUAUUGGCGUACUUGGAGUAUUAGAGGUCUCGGCUGGUUAGUUUUGUUUUUAGCAGCAACAUGUUUAGCAAACAUAUUACGAACAGUAAUUUUGAAUUCUACAUUCUUGUGCGGAAUUAUUGCAAUUGAGUCUUUAACAAUGUCUGUUUCUAUGUCUAUUAGUCUAUUAGUAAUAGGCUUUGCUUGGGUAUGGUACAGACCAGUGAUAGGCCUUUGUUUAGCAUUAGCAUCAAUUUUACCUUUUAUUUAUUCAACUCUAACAUCGGCAUCUCAAACACAACAACGUGACAACUACAGGAGAUUAUAAACAUUAAUUAAAAGAUGACAUCUAAUUUGUGUAAAUAUAAUAUUUAUAAACAUUUUCUAUUCUAGUCAUAUGUAUUUAUUUUAACUAAUUUUACAGAAAGUACAAAUCCUAACAAAAUAUUAUAUGUUAUCAAUUGUAUUAUUCACGUAUCAAAGUCACAUAUUAAAAGAUUUCAAUGAAAUAUGAAACAUAUACUAUUUUGUAAAUAUUAAUUUUGUUAAUUAAAUUUUUUUAAAUAAUUUCAACGGAAAUUUAGAAGAUUCGCAAACGAGCUCAACUGCUCAUCUACAGUAAGGUACAUUUAUUGAAAAAUAAACAUCUUUUAUAUAUUUAAUCUCUUCUGAUUCCUUUAAGCCUAUUGUUAUCACACUUGAAUUAAUAAUUUUACCUUGUUUUACUGAAAGAAUAACCCCAUCUUUAAUGUAUUUAGUUAUCUCCUCAGAAUUAUUCCUGUAAUCGCUAUCAGAAAUUAUAAUAAGUUUAGAAUAUAUAUCAUCAGGAAUAGGUUUUAUAAUGUCUAAUACAGA
Molecule: messenger RNA, 2128 nt
Organism: Nomia melanderi (Alkali bee)
Lineage: Eukaryota; Metazoa; Arthropoda; Insecta; Hymenoptera; Halictidae
Gene: Tmem43
Product: Transmembrane protein 43
Biological process (GO): lipid metabolic process; nuclear membrane organization
Cellular component (GO): nuclear inner membrane
Source: RefSeq, a predicted model, not a curated record